CUCCGUUUGAAAGCGCUUAGCACUGCUGCUACACUGUGACAGCUGAAUGAUGAGGCUUUCUUGCUUACUCCUGCUGACCCUCAGGUUUUCGGGAGACACAUGACCAGACUGCUCAGCAAUGACCCAGAUUGUUUUUCAACAUGAUCGUGUUCUAUCAGACGUCCACAUGCUCCAACCCAAUUCACGCAACCACAUGAUACGCCUCAACUAUGUUGGACAGCCGGUUUUUGUCUCCAGGUUCAAGAUCCUGACCGAUGAUGACAAACACACCUCUGACUCAGAAGAUCGGUCCAUCAAGAGUGUGGAUAAAGGAAAAGACAUAGAGAAAGAGAAGAUUGAAGAUGAGGGUGAAGGAACCAAAGAUGAGCCAGAGCUGGAUGAGGAUGGCGACUUUGAUGUCACACACCGGCCGAGGAAACUGCCAGAAAAUAGCAGCCGGGACCUGGUUUGUCCUGUUAUUCUCAAACAGCAAGAGAACGAUGAAGAAAAUGCAGAGGAGGAAGUGGAUUCGAGCCCGACCAAACAUCUAGUCAUUGAGCACACUAUGGCCACGCCUCUGGAGGAUGUUGGCAAGCAGGUGUGGCGAGGGGCAAUCCUGCUCGCUGACUUCAUCCUGUCGGACCCGCUACUCUUCAAAACUGCCACUGUUCUGGAUUUAGGAUCUGGAAUGGGAUUGACCAGCAUUGUCAUGGCAACGGUGGCUAAACAUGUGUACUGUACAGAUGUGGGUCAAGAUCUUCUAAAUAUGUGUCAGAAGAACAUGUCGCUCAACAAGCACCUUACUGAAACUACAGGUGGUGAAGUGAAAGUGCGGCAGUUGGACUGGCUCCAGUAUGACCUCUGCACAGACCCUGAUGUGGAAUUCACCUGGACAGAGGAGGAAGUAGCUGAUCUCUACGACAACACCACUGUGAUCAUCGCUGCUGAUAUUUGCUAUGAGGACGAUCUAACAGACGCCUUCUUCCGCACCGUGUACCGUCUCUGCAGCAACUUUCGCCACGAUUGCACCGUCUACAUCUCCAUUGAAAAAAGGUUGAACUUCACCAUCAGACACAUGGAUGUGUCAUGCGAGGCCUACGACCAUUUCCGCCGCUGCCUGGACCAACUUCAGGCCCUGACUGACGGACAGUGUCGCUACUCGGUGCAACAAAUCCCCUCAGACUUCCCUCAGUUUCUGCAGUAUGAAAGGAUAGAACAAUUAGAGCUUUGGAAAGUGACGGCCUCACGGAUUCCACUGGACUCUGCCAAGUCCGAUACUAAGCUGCAGUCGUCUUGACCUUGAUUGCCAUCUAUUUAUUAUUUACCUUUUAGUAUUUUACCAGUCAGAACCGGUCCCUGACCAGAGCUCCCAGUCAUUCAGUUGAUGAUUAGACAUUUUAUAAUGGGACAUGAAGAGGAGUGCAGGCGUGACGCGAGCAGCAAGCGCUCCAGGAUUUAAUAAAGACGUUACCUUGUUGUUGUUUGCGCCUGGUGUAUCUCAAACCUUUGUAUUGCCAUGUAACAAAGUUAGAAAACCAACUGCAUUUUUCAAAUAAAAAAAUAUUGAUAGAAAAAAAAGUUUCCAAAUGACAGACCAACUUCAAGACAAAGCUAACAGCCAUCUAAAAACAAUACAUAACUAAUUAACUUAAAAAUACACACAGAAAUACUAAAAAUUGAAAUCAUGCAUAACAUUAGAGGAAACGAUUUGAAAUGGACAUCUUAAAUAAAUUCAUGAUGCUAACAUGAUAAACACUAUACAACAAAUGAAAUUAUAUUCAUUUAAAAACACUAUAGAAAUAGAGGCAUUUUAAUGCAAAUACAUUUGUGUUAGCAUUGUGAGUUUAUUUACAUGCUUAUUUCAAAUAUUUCCCCUAAAAUUGUGCAUCGUUUUUG
Messenger RNA from Synchiropus splendidus (mandarinfish), 1875 nucleotides. RefSeq names its product methyltransferase 22, Kin17 lysine (gene mettl22). Gene Ontology annotation, molecular function: protein methyltransferase activity. NCBI's taxonomy places the organism in Eukaryota, Metazoa, Chordata, Actinopteri, Syngnathiformes, Callionymidae. The record is from RefSeq and is a predicted model, not a curated record. The transcript has 12 exons. Bases 119 to 1276 code for a protein of 385 amino acids. Gene Ontology annotation, biological process: protein methylation. Gene Ontology annotation, cellular component: nucleus.